UUUUGUUAAAAAUAAAAGAAAGCUCUCUCUCUCUCCUCUCCCCCUCUCCUCUGCUGUUCCUCAGCUCCUUGAAACCCUUGACGACGAUGGAGCAGUCGUCAUCGGCGGCGUGAAUCUCAGGUUUCUCGUUGCGUCGUUUUCGGUCCGACGGUGGAAAACUCCGACUCGGAUUGCUUCCAAUUCACGAUCCCGCAAUCUUCCUCUCCACCGCUCUCGUUAAUUUCCGUUCCCGACAUGCUCCUCCAUUGUUUCGUGGAGUAGGUUUGUCUCUCGUGUCGGAAAAUCACGCUUAAUUCCGCCUAUUGGCUCUGGAAAAGAGCGAUAAAAUCAUUGGUCCUCCGAUUGUUUUGGAAGAAUUCAGUUUGGUAUGAAAUAUCACAAGCUCUGUGGUUUCUAGAGGAUAAAUGGAACUUUCUGUUUCCUCUCCGAAGCAACGAGUGCUAUCUCCUCCCGAGUGUAUGAGUGAUCCGGAGGAGCAGGAAAUCAGCGAGGAGGAGGAUGAUGAUCGCAACCAUAAGCAUCGUAGGAAAGAAACAAGGUCUCAGUCCUUGGAACGAGAUAGUUCAGAUCAGAUUUUCACAAGGCCUCACAGGAAAAAUAAUAGACAUUCUGAAAAUGGGAAUUCUCUUAAUGAUCAUGAAAAGUGGCAUCCAGGUGGUGCAGCACGUGUACAGUUUGAUUCAAACCAAAGGAUUAGGCCAAACCAAACUUUUUCUAGGGACACCGGUCCUGGAAGAGGUAGAGGGAGAGACUAUGGUUCCUGGGCCCAGCGUGGUUCCAGGUUCAACCCUGUUGAUCUCUCAUCUCAUAUGGUCCAAGUUGGCGGUAUGAAUCCUGGUAUAUUUGGAGGAAGGGGACUAUCUGGUGUUUCAACCGCACAAAAUGCACCAUGGCCUGCUUUUGGAAUGCUUCCUGGGAUUCCAACUGGUGGCUUAGAUACUCUCCACCCAAUUGGUCUGCCAGGGUCUCUCAGACCACCCUUAAAUUCUCCACUCAACCUUCCUGUUCCUCGGCAACGGUGUAGAGACUUUGAGGAGCUUGGAUUUUGUCUCAGAGGAGACACAUGCCCCAUGGAGCAUGGAGUGAAUCGCAUUGUUGUUGACGAUGUUCAGAGUCUUUCACAAUUCAACCUUCCAGUUACACUCCCUGGUGCACCUCUUCUGGCAGCUUCUUCUAAAUCUGUGCCUACCCAUUUUGGUAGCUCUUCUACAUAUAUGAAUGCUAAAGGGGUUAAUGGAAAAAAUAACGAGGGUGGAAUGACUGUUGAAGGCUAUCCUGGCGCUGUUGGAACUGAUUUUUAUGACCCUGAUCAACCUUUAUGGAACAACAAUGCUGGUGAAACUUCAGGUGCAAUGUCUGGCCCACAUGGCAUUGAUGAAACUGUAGCAACAGUGGGUGAUGGUAACCGAGAUGAAACUGAAAAUUUGUGUGGUAUCAGAAACUCAAGAAGCAUUAGUCAAUCUGUUUGGGGCAGAAUCUGUGGUUCAAAAGAUGAAGGGAAUUUCAAAGGGGAAGCUGAUGCAACAUUGAAUUCAUUGUGUGGUCUCGAAGAUCAAGUCAAGGAGGUCUCAUUCAGUUCAUCUAGACAAGGAAAGCGGAAUCUUGCUGGUGAAACUGUUUCCAAAAUUGAUUCAUCCAAGGCACUUAAUGAUGCGAUAACCGAUACAAGGAAACACUCUCAGAAGGCAAUGCGGACGCUAUUUGUCAAUGGGGUUCCCCGUGAGAGCAACAGGAGGGAGCUCCUUCUCGCCCAUUUUCAGAAAUUUGGAAAGGUUAUUGACAUUCGUAUUCACUUAAACAGUGAGCGAGCAUUUGUUCAGUUCUCUAAGCGCGAAGAGGCCGUUGCUGCUCUCAAGGCACCUGAUGCUGUAAUGGGUAACCGCUUUAUCAAACUUUGGUGGGCAAAUAGGGAUAGCAUCCAAGAUAAUGGCCUGAGCACUGGAAAUGGUGCAACUGUGACCGGCCAUGGUAUUGUAUCUUCUGGAGGACAAAACAAAUUUCUUAUUGCAACAACAUCAAAGAGCAACCAUGUUUCUGCCGCUCUGAAGGGUCCUGUUCUCCACACUGGUGAAGCUCCAUACUCUGAGCAGGCUAAGCCUAUGGUCACUAACGUUCCCAAGGUGCCACCUCAGCAGAAAAAAUCAGAAGCUCUCGAGCAGCUGAAGGAGGAACUCCGGAAAAAGCAGGAAAUGUUGGAGCAGAAACGUAAUGAAUUCCGCAAACAGUUGGCCAAACUCGAAAAAAAUACAACGGUCGUCAAGGGUGAUGAAAAUGAAGAGCCGGCUUCAAAGCGCCUUAAAGUGGGUACGCUGGCUGAUCCCAAUGCUUCCACUCCGUCACCAAAAUCGGAGUCUUUGGCACAGAAGAGUAGUAAACUUGCCCAGAAAUCGGUGCCCACCUUUAAGCUAAUCACGGAAACACCAUUGCAAGAAUCAAAAAACGUGAAGCAGCGAACUUAUCCCUUUGGGACGAGUAUGAGCACUCCUGUGGUGAAUCGAUUCAAGCUGGACAACCGCACCACUACCAUCAAAGUGGUUCCUCCUUUACCUACUGGUUUAGCUGAUGUUGAUGUCUUAAAGGAACACUUCUCGGCCUUUGGCGAGAUUUCCAAAGUGGACAUAGAAGACGAGGGACCGAGCGAUGGUGGUGGAGCCAAGGAAAAGGAUACAUCUAACAAAAACCGUGAAAUCCAUGUUACGUUUUCGAAACGCAGUGCAGCGGAGAAUGCGUUUGCCAACGGCAAGUGUUGGAAAGGGAACGUCUUGCAGCUCGUGUGGGUAACACGGCAAACCGGUAAAGACCUGAGAAACUCGGGGAAGUCAUCUUCUGUUCAAAACGUCACUAAAGCAGCGGAAUCUUCUUCUUCCGACCCGAUCACUACAAAUGUUUCUGGGGAAGAAGAAUCACAUGACACUCACGUUCAGGAUAAGAAUGUUUCUGUGGAAGAAGCUUCUGAUAACCGAGAGGACGAUGGAAGGGACAACAAUGAGGCUUCCGAGGCUGUUGGAACAGAUGAAGAGAAACAGUCCGAGGAAACGAUGAGGAUCGGAUCUGCGGAAUGAUUGGUCGGAAAAAGAUGAUCAAGGGCUUGUUGUACAGUGAGGUAAUAUUUGUCUCGGAACUCUUUUUUUUUUUUUUGGUUUCGUCUAGAGAUCGUUUCGUGCCGAUUGGCGAAACAUUACAAUUUUUGGCUGGCAGCUUUACAUAAUCUAAAGUAAGGGCUUUUCCUCUAAGUGUUCAGAGGAUGUAACAAAAGAGACACGGUUUCGGAUUCGGAUUUGUCACUCUUUUGCCCAUCGUAGCAACAAGCAUUGUCUUGUUUUCCAGCUGUUAGGCGUUCAGGUGAAAAGAACAGGAAUUUGAAAAUUUUUACCCGUUUUUUUUUUUAGUGGUUAUGGA
This is a messenger RNA of Tarenaya hassleriana, 3399 nucleotides long. Its product is annotated as zinc finger CCCH domain-containing protein 41-like. Gene Ontology annotation, cellular component: nucleus. Gene Ontology annotation, molecular function: RNA binding; metal ion binding. The record is from RefSeq and is a predicted model, not a curated record. The coding region runs from base 405 to 3062 and encodes 885 amino acids. The transcript has 5 exons. Lineage: Eukaryota; Viridiplantae; Streptophyta; Magnoliopsida; Brassicales; Cleomaceae.